AUGUUCGUAGUGGAGAAAUCGGCUCAAGGGCAAGGUAAUCACGACGAGGGCGCCAAUCUUGACUAUCUGGCUGGAAACAUCAAGGUGAAAAGUAAAGACGAUAUUAUUGCCGAGCAGGGCGAUCAAAUCACAGCUAUGGAGAAGCACCUGAAAAGUAAGGAUGUGAAGAUCAAAUACUGGCAUGGCAGACUGCUAUCCUUGCAGAAGGCGGCUCGAGAAGUUUUGGGAAAGCCAGGAGUCAUUGAUGAUCUUGACAGGCUGAGCAAAGAAGUCAAUCGGCCGGAUAAUGCUACGAUGUUCUUGCCAGAGAUGAGGGGGCAGGGUGAUCCGUAG
Messenger RNA from Fulvia fulva, 333 nucleotides. RefSeq lists its product as uncharacterized. The record is from RefSeq and is a predicted model, not a curated record. The transcript has a single exon. Lineage: Eukaryota; Fungi; Ascomycota; Dothideomycetes; Mycosphaerellales; Mycosphaerellaceae. Bases 1 to 333 code for a protein of 110 amino acids.